This is a messenger RNA of Acipenser ruthenus (sterlet), 1100 nucleotides long. Its product is annotated as 1-acyl-sn-glycerol-3-phosphate acyltransferase gamma-like. The record is from RefSeq and is a predicted model, not a curated record. Gene Ontology annotation, cellular component: endomembrane system; endoplasmic reticulum. NCBI's taxonomy places the organism in Eukaryota, Metazoa, Chordata, Actinopteri, Acipenseriformes, Acipenseridae. Gene Ontology annotation, molecular function: 1-acylglycerol-3-phosphate O-acyltransferase activity. Bases 405 to 1085 code for a protein of 226 amino acids. The transcript has 5 exons.
UUUGGUGUGUGACAAGAUAACUUAAAUCAUCAGUGCCAAAAAGUGGAUGUUUGUUAAUGGCUCCUGGGAGUUUAGGUUUGGUUUAUCGUUGCGUAGGUAUUAUAAUUUACUCUUUGCUGAGAAAGCAGUUUUCAGACCUCUUUGAUUUGCUCUGUUCUGCUUCUGUCAUCAUAAUCUUCUCCUUGGAUUUGCAUGGCUUUCCAGCUUGGUGAAGACUGACUCCCUUUUGUUCUCUUGCAAACUGAGGUGGUGGGGGGAAAACCGCAAAAGAUGUUGGCAAACCAGACAAGCGUUUUAAUUUUUUCUGGAAUUUGUGCUAUGCUGCUGAUGCUGGCAGUGGUAUACUACACUUAUUGGUCUGUUGUUCUAAGUGAGGGGCCGUGCAAACGCUAUUGAUAUCUGUCAUGGGUUUAUUUGCGUACCUGAAGACUCAGUUUAUUCUGCACCUGCUUAUCAGCUUUGUGUUCAUAGUGAGUGGACUAAUUAUAAACUUCGUUCAGCUAUGCACACUGGUUCUCUGGCCAGUAAACAAACAGCUCUACCGCAGGGUCAACUGCCGCCUUUCCUAUUCAUUGUGGAGCCAGCUUGUGAUGUUGCUAGAGUGGUGGGCGGGUACAGAAUGCACUCUGUUUACAGACAAGGCCACUGUGGACAAGUUAGGGAAAGAGCAUGUCAUCGUCAUCCUUAAUCACAAUUAUGAAAUAGAUUUCCUCUGUGGAUGGACCAUUUGUGAGCGGUUUGGAGUUUUGGGGAGUUCGAAAGUCCUUGCAAAGCAUGAGUUGUUGAAAGUGCCACUAAUUGGGUGGACCUGGUACUUCUUGGAAAUAGUUUUCUGUAAAAGGAGAUGGGAAGAAGACAAAGACACUGUCAUCCAGGGACUCAAAAACCUCUCGGACUAUCCUGAGUGCAUGUGGUUCCUCUUGUAUUGUGAAGGGACACGCUUUACAGAAAAAAAACACCAGAUCAGUAUGCAGGUUGCCGAAUCAAAGGGCCUUCCCAAGCUGAAGUAUCACUUACUGCCCAGAACAAAAGGAUUCACCACAACCAUGCAGUGUCUUAAAGGAACAGGUGAGAGAUUGAAAUAGCUGGGUGCUACAAUA